GUCUAUCUACAUCAUCAGAAUAUCAUCUGUUUAGUAGUUGAGUGCUGGCAAAAGUAUAUUUUGUGUGCUGUGUGUUGAUUGAAUAAUUAAUCGGAAGAUUUUUCAUAGAAAACUUUCAAUUUUAUUUAAGUUACAGAUCAAUUUAAUCUUAUCAAAGCACCAGAUAAAGUUCAACAACACCGUAAACAAACAUGUCACUAUUUAGACUAGCAACUGCUGAAGUUCGAAACAUCCUUAAACGUUCGUACAACACUUCAAAUGUUGCUCCAACUGUAAAGAUGUUUAUCGAUGGGAAGUUUGUGGAUUCAACAACUAAAGAGUGGAUUGAUUUACAUGAUCCCGCAACAAAUGAAGUUGUAACGCGCGUUCCUAAAUGUACUAACGAUGAGAUGGAAGCAGCAGUGGAAUCAUCAAAGCGCGCUUUCAAAACGUGGAGUCAAACAUCAAUUCUUACCCGUCAGCAAGUCAUGUUACGUCUGCAACAAAUUAUCCGUGCCAACAUGUCAGAGUUAGCAAAGAACAUCACAAAGGAACAAGGAAAGACACACGUUGAUGCUGAAGGCGAUGUGUUGAGAGGAUUGCAGGUUGUCGAGCAUUGUUGCGGGAUAACUUCACUUCAAAUGGGAGAAACAAUGCCAAAUAUAGCCAAGGAUAUGGAUACCUAUUCCUACACUCUUCCUUUAGGUGUUACUGCUGGAAUUACGCCUUUCAACUUCCCAGCCAUGAUUCCACUUUGGAUGUUCCCAGUCGCGAUUACCUGCGGCAACACGAGCAUCAUCAAACCUUCUGAGAGGGAUCCAGGUGCAACUUUGUUGUUGAUGGAAAUGUUGACUGAAGCUGGUUGUCCUCCCGGUGUUGUCAAUGUUAUUCAUGGUGCUCAUGAUUCUGUUAAUUUCAUUUGCGAUCAUCCUGAUAUUCGAGCGAUUUCAUUUGUUGGUUCGGAUCAAGCUGGCAAAUACAUUUACGAACGCGGUUGCAAGAAUGGAAAGCGCGUGCAAUCAAAUAUGGGAGCGAAAAAUCAUGGCGUUGUGAUGGCUGAUGCGAAUAAGAAUGCGACAUUGAAUCAACUUGCUGGUGCUGCCUUCGGUGCUGCUGGUCAACGUUGCAUGGCACUUUCAACGGCAAUCUUUGUUGGUGAAGCUCGUGCAUGGAUUCCAGAACUUGUAGAACGAGCUGCUAAAUUAAGAGUCGGUCCGGGACAUAUGCCUGGCGUUGAUGUAGGACCUGUCAUUUCACCGCAAGCCAAAGAACGUAUUUUGAGUCUCGUUCAGUCAGGUGUUGACGAAGGUGCCAAACUCAUUCUUGAUGGUCGCAAUGUUAAAGUUGAGAAAUUUGAAAAAGGAAACUUUGUCGGUCCCACAAUAUUGACUGACGUUUUACCGUCAAUGAAGUGUUACAAAGAGGAAAUAUUUGGCCCAGUUUUAGUUUGCUUGUCAGCAGAGACGCUCGACAAUGCCAUUGAAAUAAUUAACAAAAAUCCCUAUGGAAAUGGCACAGCAAUUUUCACGACCAACGGAGCUACAGCCAGAAAGUUUGUGAAUGAAAUUGACGUGGGACAAGUCGGAGUUAACGUUCCAAUUCCUGUUCCACUGCCGAUGUUCUCCUUCACAGGUAGUCGAGGAAGCUUCUGGGGUUCUGAACAUUUCUAUGGAAAGCAAGGAAUCAAAUUUUACACCCAAACGAAGACUGUUACACAACUUUGGCGCGAUACUGACGUUUCUCAUACCCAAGCUGCCGUUUCCAUGCCUACAAUGAAAUAAAAUCAUUCAGCUUCAAAGUUACUAAGCAACUUUGUUACAUUGUCUUCCUGAUAAAGUGCAUUUAUUAAUAUUUUAUGAAAAACAAUCUUUUUAGAUGGUUUCAAUUGUAUUUGCUAUUGAAAUUUUAUAAUUAAAAAAAUUUGCUAUGAAAAGUUUUUGAGUUUUGUUGUCGCAUGGCAAGUGGAAUUUUUUUAUUUAUUGCUUGCUUUGUAUUAUGACAUCUCAUUAGGCAACAAUAGAUGUGUACGAGCAUAUUUGUAAACUUCUAUGUUAUUACAGAUUUUCUAGAAAUGCUAGGAGAAUUAAAAAUAAAAACUAAU
Clunio marinus is the source of this 2080-nucleotide messenger RNA. NCBI's taxonomy places the organism in Eukaryota, Metazoa, Arthropoda, Insecta, Diptera, Chironomidae. The record is from the annotation of a GenBank genome assembly.